Molecule: messenger RNA, 759 nt
Organism: Funneliformis caledonium
Lineage: Eukaryota; Fungi; Glomeromycota; Glomeromycetes; Glomerales; Glomeraceae
Source: the annotation of a GenBank genome assembly
AUGACAAAUCCUGUUGAUCAAAAUGGCAGCUCUUCGUCAAAUUCUACUCUUUUUUCUAAUUUCGAAUCAUCUAAAAAUAAAGAAUUCAACCUUGGUUAUAUUCCUAUUGAAAAUACACGAAAAAAAAGUUUAGAUCCAGAAAUUCAAGAGUAUUUGAUUAAAAUUGAUCUCAUUCAAUGUCAAUUCGUAUACCCUUCAAAAAAUCAAAGUUCUAUCAAGGCUACUGAAGCUGGAGAUAUGGCAUUUCUUUAUCGUUGCGACCAGGAUGUGGUGUCAAUUUGUUUUAACAAAAUGCAACAUGAAGCAGCAAUCCCAUUAAGCGAAAUUACUGGCUUUCGUACGUAUGACGGAAAAAUUAUUAUAAAACUGAAGAAAGGUUAUCAACAUUCUUUUAAUCAUCAUCUUGGGGGAUUUCCAUAUCUACUUGAUCCUACUCCAAUGAUCUAUGAUCCAUCUAAUAACAAAUUUGGUGGUGCACAAUCUUUAUUGUUAAUUCCUCAUUCUUCAAAGCCUUCCGUUCUAUCAUCACUAGAAUUACGUAUCGAAAGAUUAUACUUUAUGAAACAUGGAAUUCGUAAUGAAGCUAUCAGUGAUGAUGGAUUAAAGAGUAGAUUUGGAAAGAAAUCGCCAACUCUUAGUUACAUGAUUGGUAGAAAUGAUUGGAUUCCAAUAAAUAACGAUGAAAUUUGGCAGAAAAUAAAAGGUGAAGCUUUAGACGAUUAUACGUUGUUGAGAUUGGAACUUCAUGUUGAUAAAUGA